Molecule: messenger RNA, 4665 nt
Organism: Silurus meridionalis
Lineage: Eukaryota; Metazoa; Chordata; Actinopteri; Siluriformes; Siluridae
Exons: 6
Coding region: 796-2148 (450 amino acids)
Biological process (GO): DNA integration
Molecular function (GO): nucleic acid binding
Source: RefSeq, a predicted model, not a curated record
CAGUCCUUUCCCAGGAAACUGAAGGUAAGGUAGGACCAGUGGCAUAUCCUAGUCGCAGUUUAAGGCCCACUGAGCGCAACAUGUCAAAUUAUAGCUCUAUGAAGUUGGAGUUUGUUGCACUCAAGUGGGCCAUGACGGAGAAAUUCUGUGAAUAUCUGUUGGGUAAUAAGUGUGUGGUAUUCACGGAUAAUAAUCCCCUUAGCCAUCUGACCUCUGCAAAGUUGGGGGCGACUGAGCAGCGUUGGGCUUCUCAGCUGGCGGCUUUCUAUUUUGAGAUCAAGUAUCGCUCUGGUAAGAGUAAUAGAAAUGCAGAUGCGCCGUCACGGAGGGAUCACCUGGAACCUGGUGGGUUGGAUGGGUUGACCCCCGGCACUGCAAUUCCUGAGUCUUUGCGGUCAUUAGCUAGGGUAGAUUCUGUGGGUAUAGCGACCCAGUGUAUGGUCUCUACACUUCCUGGUUAUUCUGCUGGUGACUUGCGUUCUUUGCAGGCAGCUGAUCCAGUUAUUUGGGAAGUGUUGCGAUUUUGGACACAAGGAAAUCGCCCAGGACCUAAUGAGCGGUGCCAAAUGACUAAGGCAGCCUUAACCUUGCUCCGCCAGUGGGAUCGGUUGAGGGAGUUAGAUGGUAUGCUGUAUCGUCGGGUUCACUGCCCUAAUGGUAAGGAAGAGAUGUUGCAAUUGGUUUUGCCUGCUGCCUUGAGACCAGAGGUGUUAAGGCAGUUGCAUCAGCAACAUGGACACCAGGGCAGGAUGGAAUUAGUGCAACAGAGGUGUUAUUGGCCGGGUUUGUCCUCGGAUGUGGCAAGUUGGUGUCACGAGUGUGACCAAAGACACCCAGCCACUGGCUCAGACUUUUAUGGGGCGGUUAAUGUCAUCUAGGCCAAAUGACAUCUUGGCAGUGGACUUCACAGUGUUAGAGCCCACAAGCUCUGGCAUCAAAAACGUUUUGGUGAUGACUGACGUUUUCAGUAAGUAUACCCUUGCUGUUCCAACGAGGGAUCAGCGAGCGGAGACGGUGGCACAAGCCCUGGUGACCGAAUGGUUUUACAGGUUCGGUGUUCUGGGCCGUCUCCACUCGGACCAGGGUCGAAAUUUUGAGUCUUUGUUGAUACGUCAGUUAUGUGAGCUUUAUGGUGUGGUGAAGUCUCGUACUACCCCCUAUCACCCGGCCGGCAACGGCCAGUGUGAACGCUUUAACCGCACUUUACAUAAUCUGUUGCGUACUCUGCCAGUGUCCAGGAAACGAGACUGGGUAGCGUGUCUUCCCCAGGUAGUGUUCAGUUAUAAUAGCACAGGGGAAUCGCCACACUUCUUGAUGUUUGGACAGGAGCCACGAUUGCCCGUAGAUUUUCUGUUGGGGAGAGAACCACAGCUAAGGGAGGGUAGUGUGCAUGACUGGGUCUUGGAACAUCAAACGAGGCUCCAGGUGGCCUUUGCAGGUGCACGGGAACGGUUGCAGGUCAUGGCUGAUAGGCGCAAGGCCAAUCAUGAUCAGCACGUCCGAGAUGAACCACUGGUGGAGGGUCAACUGGUGUACCUCCGUGAUUAUGGGGUAAGGGGCCGCCAUAAAAUCCAGGACUUGUGGAGCCCAGUGGUCUAUAAAGUGACAAGGGCACCCAAGGAAGGUGGUGUAGUGUACACCAUUGCGCCUGUAGAUGACCUGACCAAGGUAAGGAACGUGCAUCGUUCACUGCUAAAGAGAAGAGUCUGUAAGGACACAGUUGGUACUAACCAUGGCAGUCCUUUACCUGACCCAGUUGUGGGCAGAUCCUCGUUAGCUGAGGAAGAGGAUGAGGUAGAUUUAUUAGCUUUGGUCCAAGAACGGGAUCAAGUUGAUGUCGAAUUAAGAUUUGGUGGGCUGGCAUCUGGGGUGGAACAUGGUCCACAGGAGAGGGUGAGUGUUACGGGACCCAUUCCUGCUAACUGGCCAGGAUUACAGGCUCCAGCUAGGGAUAUAGCUAUGUUGCCGGAGCCACAGCCUGAAGCCCUGGUUAGGGUGGAUGAGGGUGCGUUACGCAGGACAAAACGUGCAAAUGCGGGCCAACAUCCAAAUGUACACCAUCUUCCCCAUUCAGUAGGGGGGACAGGUGAGGGCUCCCAGCAGCAAAUGCAUGGCAUGGUGCCAGGCAUUGUUAGGCCAUGGGAUUAGGUAAUCCUGACCCUAGUAGUAGGACAGUCGGGGCGACGAUCCGUCAGUGGGGGGGUAGAUUGUAGUGGGACGAACUGUGGGUGUCUCUUUAAAUUGUCAUGAAAGCAUCAGUUGUCCAAUCAGAUACAUGCACGACUAUAUAAAAGGGGACUUUUAAUGCACCAUGUUGUGUGAUCACCGCUUGUGUGUCAUUGCCCGAGGCCCGCCCCUUCCUGGUUUAGACUCUUCCUGUCUCACAGGUAUGUGCUUGCUAGCAAGUGUGUAUCAACGUGUGUGUUUGUGGUAACCAGCUUUAUUUGAAUUAUAGUUUCCAAUGUGUAAUCUUUCCAUGUUGCUCGGUGACUGCUUUUAAACAUGAACCCGCCGUAAUCCCGUGCCUUCUUGCCGGUUUGAUGUCCGUUUGCCUGUGCGGCUGGACUUGUGGUCGAAACGACAAUAUUAAGGAAAACGCUCUGAGGCUGCUGACGGCCGCUGGAGGAAACUGGACCUGGCAGAUGUGCAGAGCAGCCCACCAACCAUGGUUAAGAAGGAUGAUGGAGAAAGACGGAUGGAUCAACAAUCCCCAUCAACACUGAGGACAAAAGUGUUUGCUCCCACAUCGAACAGGGACGUGUUCACAGCAAAUAUAUGCCACAAAAAACACCACAUAACUGCUAUUGUUUACAUUUUUCAUGAUUAACAGUUUAAGUGUCUUGGCUGAAAUGUAACAGUUAUAGUUAAUGAGUGAAAAUAAAGUUCACUCUCAGUUGUUGCAUUUGAUGCUGUGAGAUGCUUUGCUUCUGCCCAUAUUAGCCAUCAACAACAAGAGCUCCUGUUACCACACACCAUGGAAACCAACAAGUAAAAGAUGAUACCCAGUACCACACUGCACAGAUUGGAGAGGCCAACAGUAGUGAGCAGAAACAUCUCCAAGCCUGUGUCUGUGUGCCCAGGGUCAUAUCUGUCCAAGCAUCUCAUUGCCAGGGUGAUGUAAGGUCUGACAACUUUUCUCGAAACACUCAGUGUACAUGUGUAGCACUGCAGUUUCUGGCCUACCAGAGAGGGAACAUGGUUUACAAUGCAGGACCUUGAUAGAGUUCUGAAGGAGGGAGAUGCAUUGUAUACAUUCACUAAAAUGCUAAACGGUAAAACACCUCUGGACAAUAUGGAUUUUUUGAUUCUCAUUCCAGGUCUGCUGAAGGUUUGCCUGAGCCUAAUGGAAAGGCAGUUCUGUUAACUUUUACUAGUUUAACAGACAUGAUUAAUAGACUAUUGAUGGUCUUCCGUGAUCGUGGUGAUGUUGCAUCAUAUGAGUUAAUGCCUGUGUCCUUUUAAACAGAGCAGCCUCCUAGCAAAGAGUGUAGCGCAGUACAGACCAAUGUAAAAGCCCAAAAGCACUGGUCAGAUAGGAGCCCAAAUGCUUUCAAAACUAAAUAAGGUACGACGUAGAAAAGAAGCCCGUAAAAAUAUGACUAAAAGCAAAAAAGCAUGCUUUGAAGUCCAAAGACAUAAAAAAGGCAAUAUGCAAAGAAACAGUAUGAUUCUUGUUUGCAGUUUAGACAAAACAAAAUUCAAGCUGUGAAUAAAAAUUACAAAGAAAAUGCUGGCUUAAGAAAAAUAAAAAUAGCAAGCCUUAAACACAAAUAUAGAAAUUAUGUCAAAUUUUCAGGAAGAAAAUCACAGAAGAUGCGCGCAAUAGAAGUCACAGAUGGUGAAAAGAUACCAUACACAAGAUCAGUACCAGAACACAAAGAGGGAGUAUAUUGUGGGGAGGUAUACAAAGAUAUUUCUUUCCAAAAUAAAAUGAAACAGUACAUAGUUAGGAGGUAUAGAACAGACUCUGAGUUCCAGUCUAAAAUGAAAGCACAUAUGUUCAGAAAAUACACCCAGGACCCAGACUUUAGAGCACAUCACAUACUCGCUGUACUAUACAGAAAAGCAAAACACAUGGUAACAAUGCUUUGCCCAUUAUUCACAAGUUGACAUGUGCAUUUAAAAUCAGGCAAAAAUACCAAAGAGUUCAUUUGUGUUUGCUGUUCAGCAGGUCAGCUUGAUAAUGUAAACAAGCCUGUGGUCAACAACGUGAUGCAGGCUGCCAUUGGUGCGUUCCAUUGUAAAAUUCAAGAAGGACCAACCCGUGUCUGCACAGUCUGUAACAGGACCCUGUUUCACAAUCAAGUCAAGUCUUGCAACCGAGCAAAUUCCUUGUUUGGUUCCUGAAGAGAGGCAACAAGAAUGGAUCUGCCAUACUUGUGACAGUUACUUGAUGAGAGGACAGAUGCCUUCAAUUGCAGUAGCAAACAAAUUAGCACUGGCACCUAUCCCCAAAGAACUUUUGGAAUUGAAUGUACUGGAAAGGCAGCUCAUAUCCAAAUUCUUGCCCUUUGUAAAAAUUGUUGCAUUGCCCAAAGGGCAACAGAGAGCUGUUCAUGGUGCAGUCGUGUGUGUGCCUUCUGAGGUGGAAGCAAUUGCAAACUGUCUGCCAAGACCAAACAAUGAAUCACAGAUACUGCAAGUUAAACUUAAGAGAAAUCUUAA